AACGGGAUUUUAAUUUUCUAUUUUGGACCAAGCAGCGCCCCGUACAUUGAGAGGCGUUAACAAGGUGAGGAUUGUUGUGAAAAUUAGCCUCCGGUCGCUGGUAGCGGCUCACCGAACUUUAAUCAGCCGGGCUGCAGGUCACAGCAGCGGGCCACAGCUGGAAGCCAGCCCCGCCGGACGGCGAGAAGCUGCGGAACCAGAACCGAACCGGACAGCUGGCAUUAGCCCGACCGCUGCGCAGUGAAUGGGUCGCUGAAUCCAGGCCGUCAGGAUGAGCACCAAGGGCGGCGUGACGGCGCUGACACGCAGGAACUACAGGCUGGCCUCCGACACGGACAAGCCCCGGUCCACAGGUAUCGUCAGUGAGAAGCUGCUGAGCGACUACCUGCAUCACGUCUUCCCUUCCAGCAAGCAGCCACCCACUGUCGCCUCUCUCAGGAAGCCUCUGGGGUUCCAGGACCUGGGCUCCCAUCUGGACCGGCUCCUGGCUGAAGCAGAACCGUGUGAGGAGAGCAGAGGAAGGGGUUGGGGACACGCCGGACUCGUACGCCUACGAUGGGAACCGCGUGAGGAAGUGGAACGUGACGACCACCAACUAUGGAAAGUCGUGGGCGGCUGGAGACAUCGUGAGCUGCCUGGUGGACCUGGAUGAGGGAACCAUCACCUUCUGCCUGAACGGCCAGUCUCUGGGCACGGCCUUCAGCGGCAUCAAGACGGGUCCGGGCGUGGCCUACUUCCCCGCCAUCAGCCUCUCCUUCAAAGAGUCCGUGGCCUUCAACUUCGGCAGCAGGCCGCUCCGGUACCCGGUGGAAGGCUACCUGCCGCUGCAGGACCCCCCCACCACCGACCUGCUGAAGGCCCACCGCCUGCUGGGCUUCAUCAAGAACGUUCUGUCCACCUGCCUGGACCCGCAGGAGGAGAAGCUGCAGGAGAAGGAGGCGGCGGCCUGGAGCCUCCAUGGAGAACCCACGGUGCUCAUCACACUGGCCCACAUCUUCAACCACUUCGCUCCUCUCAUGUGUAAGGUCUACCUGGUGGAGGACGUUCUGAUGAACUUCCUGCUGGGCAUCCUGGAAGGAGGAGGUUCUGUGGACGAACAUCCGCUCAUCCAGCAGCUGCUCGACCUCUUCUGGCUGCUGAUGGAGGAGCACGAGGUGAACGAGUGUCUGAAGCAGCUGAUGAUGUCUCUGCUGAGGGCGUACCGGUUCUCCCCCAUCAUCCCGGACCUGGGCUUCCAGAUCCACUAUCUGCGUCUGACCACCGCCAUCCUGCGUCACGAGAAGUCCAGGAAGUACCUGCUCAACAACGUUCUCUUUGAUGUUCUGCGUUCGGUGGUCUUCUUCUACAUCAAGACGCCUCUCAGGGUGAAGGAGGCGGGGCUGGAGGAGCUCAUCCCCACCACCUGGUGGCCCACGCACUUCGACAAGGAGGGUAAAGACGAGCGGGAGCCCAAAGACGAGAGUUCAGACGAGCGUCUGCGGCGCCGGGCGUACGAGAGAGGCUGCCAGAGGCUGAAGAAGCGCAUCGAAGUGGUGGAGGACCUGCAGGUCCAGAUCCUCAAGCUGCUGCUCAACAACAAGGACAAAACCACGGGAGAAGCUUCUCGCUACAUCUUCCUCAACAAGUUCAGGAAGUUCCUGCAGGAGAACGCCAGCAACCGCGGGCACCCCACGGCGCUGUGCCCCCCCGAGUACAUGGUGUGCUUCCUGCACCGGCUGGUCGCCGCCGUCAGGAGCUGCUGGGACGAAGGCGGCAGGAAGAACCUCAGCAGCCUCAGCAGCGAAGACGCCUACGUUCCCCCGCAGCUCUUCUACAACGGAAAGGUGGACUACUUUGACCUGCAGAGGCUGGGGGGGCUCCUGUCCCACCUCAAGAAGACGCUUAAAGAUGACCUGGCCUGUAAGGCCAACGUUCUCAUCGACCCGGCGGAGAUCCAGACCGCCUCCAUGGACGACCUGGAUGAAGACGAGGAGAGCGGCGCCGCCCAGAGGCCUUUCGGAGCAGCGGCCAUGGGCGGCGCUCUGGCCCGGCCCAGCUGGCUGAGUUCUCCCACGCUGGGCCGGGCCAACCGGUUCCUGAGCACGGCCGCCGUCAGCCUGAUGACGCCUCGCCGCCCGCUGGCCCAGCCUGAGAAGGUGAAGGUGAGGAGCCUCGCCGUGGAGCAGCGCACCGAGGAGGACAUCGAAGGGAGCCAUGGCAACGACGGCCUGUUGCUGGGGCGACCGCAGGAGGAGCCCGACCAGCCAAUCACAGACAAGUCUCUGCUGGAGAUCAUCGACGGCAUCGUGAUGAUGUACAACCUGAGCGUCCAUCAGCAGCUGGGCAAGAUGGUGGUGGUGGCAGACGAGGUCCAUGAAUACGCCGUGGCUCUGAAGGACACGGAGGAGAAGAUCGCUCGCUGUCCGGCCCGGAGGGCAGACAUCCUGGAGGAGCUCCAGAAGAGCCAGAAGGUCUUCGCUGAGAAGCUGAACCACCUGAGCCGCAGGCUGGCCUGGAUCAACGCCACCAUCUACUCCAAGGAGAAGAUGCUGGACGUCUACUGGCUGCUGUGUGUCUGCAUCCGGACCAUCGAGCACGCCGACAACACGGGCUCCCUGUUCGCCUUCGCUCCUGAGUUCUACCUGAACGUGGCGAUGAACGCCUACAGCGCCCUGAAGAACUACUUCAGCCCCGCCAACAGCAUGGAGGAGCUGCCAGGUUAUGAAGAAACGCUGACGCAGCUCGCCGCCAUCCUCGCCAAGCACUUCGCUGACCCACGCAUCGUUGGAACAGAUAUCAAAGAUUCCCUGAUGCAGGCCUUGGCCAGCUACGUCUGUUACCCACAAUCCCUCAGGGCGGUGGAGAGGAUCCCAGAGGAACAGCGCGUGGCCAUGAUGAGGAACCUGCUGGCUCCGUACGAGCAGAGGCCGUGGGCUCAGACCAACUGGAUCCUGGUGCGACUCUGGCGGGGCUGUGGCUUCGGCUACAGGUACACCCGCCUGCCUCACCUGCUGAAGACCAAGCCUGAGGACGCCAACCUGCCCAGCCUGCAGAGAGACCUGUCCGUUGCUAGUUUCCAGAAACCGUGUCCGUCGUUGCUGCUGCAGAAACACAUGGCGGAGCUGCUGAGCCUGGACAAGGACAUGGCCGCCUCCUUCCUCAACAGCGUCCUGAACCAGCUCAACUGGGCCUUCUCCGAGUUCAUCGGCAUGAUCCAGGAGAUCCAGCAGGCUGCAGAGCGUCCAGAGAGGAACUUUGUGGACACUCGUCAGCUGAAGGUGUGCGCCACCUGCUUUGACCUGUCCGUCAGCCUGCUGAGGGUUCUGGAGAUGACCGUCACGCUGGUACCGGAGAUCUUCCUGGACUGGUCCCGGCCGUCAGCAGAGCUGCUGCUGAGACGGCUCGCUCAGCUGCUGAACCAGGUCCUGAACCGCGUGACGGCGGAGAAGAACCUGUUCGAUCGGGUCGUGAACCUCAGACUGCCAGGUCUGGAGAGCGUGGACCACUACCCGAUCCUGGUGGCCGUGACGGGGAUCCUGGUCCGGAUCCUGGUGGAUGGAGACAAACAGGGAACAUCUCGAGCUGCUGCCGUCCUCCUGUCGGACCCCUGCUUCCAGCUCCACUCCAUCCAGCACCUCCUCGGAGAACCAGGAGCCUCCUCUGGGUCGCCGGCUGCCGUCCGGCCUGCAGGUUCCUCUGCGGCUCCUCUGGUUCCCUCGGCUGCUGGGAACCCUGAGAGAAAGCACUUCUCCCUGCACGCAUACACCGACUACAUCAGCCAGGAGGAGAAGCAGAAGGUGGAGAAGAUGCUGGACUUCCUCACCGAGGAGUCCAAGCAGGCUGCAGCCGCCACCGCCCCGACCAGUGAGGAGGAUCUCUGCCCCAUCUGCUACGCCCACUCCAUCUCUGCAGUCUUCAGGCCCUGCUCACACAAGUCCUGCAAAGCCUGCAUCAACCAGCACCUGAUGAACAACAAGGACUGUUUCUUCUGCAAGGCCACCAUCACCGGGGUGGAGGACUACAGCAAGCCCUGCUCCUCCUAACACCUGGAGGUGUGUCCAGGGUCACGAGCAGCCAAUCAGCUCCCUGCUCUCACCACCACCCCACCCGCCCCACUGCUGGGGAGGGACUUUUAUUUUGAAAGAGACCAGGUGCUCUGAUUCUGGACUGUUCUGCACCAUCAGAACCAGAACACAGUUGGUUUUCUUGGAGCUUCUUCAGUUUUUCUUUUUUAAAUGUCCCAUUAAUGAGCUGCAGCACCAGAACAGAACUUGGUUUCGGUCCACUUUAGUUUUAGCGUGUCUUAUGGGUCUGCUGUGAUGAUUUAGAGACGGAAACAAUCCUUCAGCUGCAGCUGUGAGGACAUUAACCAGGUAAACACUGAGGAUCACUCAGAGAAUCCCGACAGGUGUAAACACAGGUGUACAGGCUGCAAAGAGGCUCCGCCCCCUGCAGCAGGUUAUCUGUGGCGUUUCCACGGACAGCAGGGAAAUAAACCCACGACUGAGCGCCCAUCAGUUCCCCGUUUAAAACCGUUUCACACAGAUCCUUAAGAUUCAGAAUUCCUGCAGCACCUAAAUGCACCACAGGGCCGCCGCCGUUUAGGCUCCAAGCUCACAUGCACGCUCCUACGUGCACGCUCCUACGUGCACGCUUCUAUGUGCACACUCCUACGUGCACGCUCAGGAAGGCUAACUGGUGUGUGAGGAUGAAGAUGAGCUGCUCAGACAGAACCUGUUUGUGUUCUGGAUCAGAACCCAAACAGUUCUGGAUCAGAACCCAAACAGGUUCUCCUGGUGGAGAACGGGCCUGAACCUGCGAAGGAGGCCCGGCCCGUCUGUAGAUGUUCUGGUUCUGAUGGUUCAUAGUUCCUGGAGGAGAUCCCUCAGUUUCCGUCCUCCUUGGUGAAACAGAUGCAACGUCGGGUCAUCUCAAGUUCUGCAGAACGUUUCUAUCAGCAGAUGUUCUUCACCUGGAGGGAGGAACAUCUGUCCUUCCAGGACCUGAAGCUGCAGCAGAUGAUGGACCUCAGAGCUGGAGACGGUCCUAACCUCAUGGUUCUGAGGUUCUGCAGGGAACCAACUGGAUCUGAUGCGUCUCAGUGCUUCAGUUCCUCUAAGUUUAAUAUCAGGAGGCAGAAGGUUGAACACCAAGAGCAAUAAUACUGCAGCGGUUCUGUUGGUUCUGAUCGGGUUCUGUUGGUGUGAAAGUGCAACAUAUCAAAUCUGUAACCUCAUUAAAUUAUUUAUCCUGAACCAAACAA
Molecule: messenger RNA, 5242 nt
Organism: Fundulus heteroclitus (mummichog)
Lineage: Eukaryota; Metazoa; Chordata; Actinopteri; Cyprinodontiformes; Fundulidae
Product: E3 ubiquitin-protein ligase RNF123
Cellular component (GO): cytoplasm
Molecular function (GO): protein binding; ubiquitin-protein transferase activity
Source: RefSeq, a predicted model, not a curated record